GCGAACAUUGUCCAGCAAAUUGACCUUUGCCGCAUCCACCAUUUGCAAGGAUUAUGGCGUCGUUGUUCCGUAUAACACCGAACAACAUAUUCACGCCCUCGUCACGGUCAUUCGCGACAGCAGCACAAAAACAAGUAGCAUCCAAAUCAGAAUUAAAUACCCACUUCAAAAUCACUCUCCGCCGCUCCGCCAUUGCACUAGGCGAACGGAAGAAGGAAACCUUGGUAGCACUCGGUCUACAUAGACGCAUGCAAACUGUGUAUCAUGUGCACACCCCAGAAGCUGCAGGAAAAAUUCUUAAAGUGAAGGAAUUGGUCGAGGUUGAGAAUGUACCAGCAAAGGCUGUACGCUCUCAGUCAGAGCAGAGGAAGGAGAGGAAGGCAUCGAGAGGGUACCAGGUGCAAGGCACAAAGCUGGGAGGACUUGCAUGGGAAACUCCAUGACCAGACCACAUCAUCCCAUUGGCUAGAGUCCUUUCCCAUUAUCUUGUCUAUUACUGUCUUUCCCUUAGUUGUAUGCCUGCCCCCUAUCGUUAUUUGAAGAUUUGAUACCCUUUUCAGGCGGUGUCUGCUUUCACUCUCUGCCAUCAUGUCGUCUUUGAUCCACCACCAUCGGAACAAUAAAAUUCAUGAUGCG
Suillus subaureus is the source of this 636-nucleotide messenger RNA. RefSeq lists its product as uncharacterized. The record is from RefSeq and is a predicted model, not a curated record. Gene Ontology annotation, molecular function: structural constituent of ribosome. Lineage: Eukaryota; Fungi; Basidiomycota; Agaricomycetes; Boletales; Suillaceae. Gene Ontology annotation, cellular component: mitochondrion; large ribosomal subunit. The transcript is spliced from 2 exons. Gene Ontology annotation, biological process: translation. The coding region runs from base 54 to 443 and encodes 129 amino acids.